AAUAAACUGAAACUUUGUCAGAGCUACAACAGAGGUGCAGUCGAGACAAGAAAAAUUAAAGUGAGUUCAUCACGUCUUUCUUAGACACACAGUGAAGACUUCCAGACGCUGUGUGAAGAUAUGGCUGCUGCAAACCUACUGUCUGAAGAUCAGUUUCUGUGCUCCAUCUGUCUGGAUGUGUUCACUGAUCCCGUCAGAACACCAUGUGGACACAACGUCUGCAAAAACUGCAUAGACAAACACUGGAAAAUGAAUUUCCCCAUGCCUUGUCCUAUGUGUAAAGCAGUUUUCUACGGAAGACCACAGUUGCGGGUCAAUACUUUCAUCUCUGAGAUGGUUGCUCAGUUCAGACACAAAGCUCAACAGAAAGCCGGCAGCGGCAGCGGCAGCGGCAGCGGCAGCUCAGAGCAACAAGUUGCCAAACCAGCAGAUGUUCCCUGUGACGUCUGCACUGGAACCAAACUGAAGGCCCUGAAGUCCUGCCUGGUGUGUCUGACCUCCUACUGUGAGACUCACCUGGAGCCUCAUCUGACUCUGUCAGGCCUGAAAAGACAUCAGCUGAUCCACCCCGUGGAGAACCUGGAAGACAGGAUGUGUACGAAGCACGAUAAACCUCUGGAGCUGUUCUGUAAGACCGACCAGAUGUGUGUCUGCUUGAUGUGCUCUGUUUUAGAUCACAAGACACAUGAGUUUGUUCCUCUGAAAGAAGAAUAUGAAGGAAAGAAGGCAGCGCUGGGGAAGACUGAGGCUGAAAUUCAGCAGAUGAUCCGGAAGAGACGACUGAAGAUCCAGGAGAUCAAACACUCAGUGAAGAUCAGUAAAGAUGAUGCAGACAGAGAGAAAGCAGAAGGUGUUCAGGUCUUCACUGCUCUGAAGGAGUCUGUUGACAGAGGCCUGAACGAGCUCAUGAAGGAGAUCGAAGAGAAACAGAAAACGACAGAGAAACAGGCUGAAGUUUUCAUCAGAGAUCUGGAACAGGAAAUCUCUGUGCUGACGAAGAGAAGCACUGAGGUGGAGCAGCUCUCACGCUCUGAAGACCACCUCCACCUCCUCCAACACUUCCCAUCCCUGAAAGCUGCUCCACCCACCAAGGACUGGACAGAGGUCAGAGUCCGUCUACCGUCACAUCGGGGGACUGUGGUGAGAACUGUGGCUCAGCUGGAGAAGACGCUCGGUAAAGAGACGAAGAAGCUGUUUGAGGAUGAGCUGAAGAGGGUCCAGCAGUAUGCAGUGGAUGUGACUCUUGAUCCUGAUACAGCACAUCCUGGUCUCAUCCUUUCUGAUGAUGGGAAAGAAGUAAAUGACGGUGACGUGGAGAAAAAUCUCCCAGACACCCCAGAAAGAUUUUCUUCUCUCUGUGUCUUAGGAAAGCAGAGUUUCUCUUCAGCCAGGUUUUACUACGAGGUUCAGGUUAAAGGAAAGACUGCCUGGACUUUAGGAGUGUCCAGAGAGUCGAUCAACAAGAAGGGAGACAUCACACUGAGCCCUGAGGAUGGAUACUGGACUAUAUGGUUGAGAAAUGGUAAUGAGUACGAAGCUAAUACUGACUAUCUAGACUGUCUCUCUCUGAAGUCUCGGCCUGAGAAGGUGGGGGUGUUUGUGGAUUAUGAGGAAGGCCUGGUCUCCUUUUAUGACGUAGAUACUGCAGCUCUCAUGUACUCCUUUACUGGCUGCUCCUUCACUGAGAGACUCUACCCAUUCUUCAGCCCUGGUCUGAAUCGUGGUGGUAAAAACUCUGUCCCCCUGGUCGUCUCUCCCGUCAAUCAAACUGAGUAG
Messenger RNA from Xiphias gladius (swordfish), 1776 nucleotides. Its product is annotated as E3 ubiquitin-protein ligase TRIM21-like. NCBI's taxonomy places the organism in Eukaryota, Metazoa, Chordata, Actinopteri, Istiophoriformes, Xiphiidae. The record is from RefSeq and is a predicted model, not a curated record. Gene Ontology annotation, molecular function: zinc ion binding; protein binding.